Exophiala bonariae is the source of this 1941-nucleotide messenger RNA. RefSeq lists its product as uncharacterized. Gene Ontology annotation, biological process: fungal-type cell wall organization; (1->6)-beta-D-glucan biosynthetic process. Gene Ontology annotation, molecular function: glucosidase activity. The record is from RefSeq and is a predicted model, not a curated record. The transcript has 3 exons. NCBI's taxonomy places the organism in Eukaryota, Fungi, Ascomycota, Eurotiomycetes, Chaetothyriales, Herpotrichiellaceae. Bases 1 to 1941 code for a protein of 646 amino acids. Gene Ontology annotation, cellular component: endoplasmic reticulum membrane; plasma membrane.
AUGUCGUCUCAUAGCAAUUCCCCUCCACCACCUCGAGUACCUCCACACAUUAGGUUGAACUCCGGGCAGGAAGAUAUUGCCAACAGUGAUCAGAGUGGCUCGUCAAGGACACUGGUACCUACGUCCUCGAGACCUGGCACAGGCUCACGCUUGAACAAUGUCUACAGUUCAGAACAAAUGCAGGAUUCGGCGGAAAGGCUGUUACCACCCUCAAGGACAAACCGAUUUCGAGAUGACGGCUCACCUUUGAGAUCUCCCGCACGCUCCAGUUACUCCUCACGACGCUCUAGUUGGGAAUCGGACAGAAGCAGAGACAGCCGAGGAUUCGAAAACCCUUUUCGGGAUUCCAGUCAGUCCCGGCCAGGCUCAAGAGCUGGAAGCGACGAAGAUGUCAACACUCAGACCGUCUCCGAAAAGUACAACAUCCUCCCCUCCGCCGGUCUACUAUUAUUCCCCGAAGACGUUGAGAAAGAUGAUUAUCUACAUAACCCUGAUCCCGAUGGUGAACAACGCGAUUGUGAUAUUUUUACCAAACGUGGUUUUGUCAACAUUGGCGGUUUAGGCAUCCUCGUACUGGGCAUUAUAACAUUGUUCGUUGGAUAUCCAGUAAUAUCCUUCGUGCAAAAGGCUACUGCCACCACCGAUCCUUGUAAAGUCAACAACGACUGUAUCAACACUGGGAAAGUUCCUCUAUUAAAGAACAUGCGCUCUACACUGAUUGAUCCUGACACGCCUGCUUCUGCCAAAACCAAGAAGGAUUUCCAUGGGAAGACGUGGAAUCUGGUUUUUUCAGACGAAUUUAGCAAACCAGGCCGCACCUUUUAUGAAGGCGAUGAUCCAUAUUGGACUGCGGUCGAUAUUUGGUACGGUGUGACUAGAGAUCUUGAAUGGUACGAUCCAGAUGCUGCAACAACAAAUGAUGGUGUUUUGGAGCUACGCUUCGACGCCUUCCAGAAUCAUGGCUUGAAUUAUCGAUCGGGUAUGCUACAAUCUUGGAAUCAGAUGUGUUUCAAAGGAGGGAGACUUGAAGCAUCCAUCUCCCUUCCUGGACGGGGCGAUACUGUCGGGUUUUGGCCCGGUUUCUGGUCCAUGGGUAAUCUUGGAAGAGCAGGUUACGCCGCGACGACGGACGGUCUAUGGCCAUACUCCUAUGAUCACGUUUGCGACGCUGGAAUCACGGCCAACCAAAGUUCUCCCGAUGGUAUCAACUACCUGCCAGGAAUGAGACUCCCAGCCUGCACUUGCUCUGGAGAAGAUCAUCCAUCACCGGGAAAAUCAAGAUCAGCUCCAGAGAUAGAUGCUCUGGAAGCAAGUAACGCUCCUUUCGAUGAGACUGGUUUUGUCAUCGGGCAUGUUUCCCAGAGUUUUCAAGUUGCUCCAUUCGACAUCUGGUACCAGCCAAACUAUGAUUUCGUUGAAGUGUUCGAUUUCUCUACCACGAUGAUGAAUACUUACAAAGGCGGCCCGUUCCAGCAGGCUGUAUCUGGCCUUUCGAAUUUGAACAAUGACUGGUACGACGGUAACGCAUAUCAAGUCUAUGCUUUCGAAUAUACACCGGGAGCUGAUGGUGAUAUCACUUGGUUUGUCGGAGACCAAACACCUGUCUGGAGAAUGACAGGUCAAGCGCUGGGCCCCAAUGGGAAUGUCGCCCAACGUACUGUGGCUGAAGAACCAAUGUCAAUCAUUGUCAAUUUCGGCAUGUCCCCUGGGUUCUCACCUCUCAACAUGACUGGACUUGCACCGCUCAUGCCUGCGACCAUGCGAAUUGAUUACAUCCGUGUAUAUCAAGACGACGACAUGGAGCUGACGUGUGAUCCUGAAGGAUUUGAAACAACGGAGUAUAUCAGAGCUCACUCUGAUAUUUACCACAAUCCCAAUAUCACGAAUUGGCCGGACACUGGAUACCCGUGGCCGAAAAAUUCACUUGUGGAUGGUUGUUAA